Messenger RNA from Gekko japonicus, 1498 nucleotides. RefSeq names its product translocase of outer mitochondrial membrane 40 homolog (yeast)-like (gene TOMM40L). Gene Ontology annotation, cellular component: mitochondrial outer membrane translocase complex; mitochondrial outer membrane. Bases 21 to 938 code for a protein of 305 amino acids. The record is from RefSeq and is a predicted model, not a curated record. The transcript is spliced from 9 exons. Gene Ontology annotation, biological process: protein import into mitochondrial matrix. Gene Ontology annotation, molecular function: transmembrane protein transporter activity. NCBI's taxonomy places the organism in Eukaryota, Metazoa, Chordata, Lepidosauria, Squamata, Gekkonidae.
UGCGUGGUCGAAUCGGGGCCAUGGGGAACGUGCUUUACCCCGCGCCCGUCCUACGAAGGGGGCCCCGCCGAGAGGAGCCUCUGGCUAACCCAGGCAGUUUCGAUGAGCUGCACAGAAAAUGCAAAGAAGUUUUCCCUCAGCAGAUGGAAGGGGUCAAGCUGAUCAUUAAUAAAGCCCUCAGCAGCCAUUUUCAGGUGUCCCAUACAAUCCAUAUGAGCACAAUUGGGCAGUCGAAUUACCACCUAAACGCCACCUAUGUCGGAGACCAGCAGACCAGCCCCACAGAGGCCUUUCCAACCCUCAUUGGGGAUGUUGACACUGCUGGAAGUCUCAAUGCUCAGGCGCUCCUCCUAUUGGCAGAGCGGAUCCGGACGAAGGCUGUCUUCCAGACACAGCAGUCCAAAUUUAUGACUUGGCAGUUUGAUACGGAGUACCGGGGCGAUGACUACACGGCCACCCUGACACUGGGCAACCCAGAUUUGAUCAGCGAGUCGGUUAUUGUCGUUGCGCACUUCCUGCAGAGCAUGACCUCACGGCUGGUUCUAGGGGGUGAAAUGGUAUACCACCGGCGGCCGGGCGAAGAGGGCGCCAUCGUCACACUGGCUGGGAAGUAUACAGCUCUCAAAUGGGUAGCCACGCUUAACCUCGGCUAUGGUGGGGCUCAUGCCAGUUACUACCAUCGAGCCAACGACCAGAUUCAGGUGGGGGUAGAAUUUGAAGCCAACACACGGCUGCAGGACACAAGCUUUGCUUUUGGUUAUCAGCUGACCCUUCCUCAAGCAAGCAUGGUGUUCAGAGGCUUCUUGGAUAGCAACUGGUGUGUGGGGGCCGUUCUGGAGAAGAAGCUGCCCCCUCUGCCCGUCACCCUGGCCUUGGGCACCUUCCUCAACCACUGGAAGAAUCGGUUCCACUGCGGCUUCAGCAUCAUCGUGGGCUGAGGGCUCUUGGGACUCGUCUCGGCCGAGAGAGAUGCCGUCAGGUUUAAAUUUUUUUUGCGAAACUGUGUGGCACGAUUGGCCCAGCUGCGUGUGAGGGCGACGGGCUGGCUCACCACGGACUUUGGCACGCAUGGUGGCGAUUUUGGCCUUGCCACGCCGGAACAGGGUUCUCUGACCGGCCUACGGAAAGCUGGCGGCUGCUCGGAGAGAUGUCAGAAAGCGGUCGCGGAUCGCCCUCGUCCCGAUCUGCGAGGUACGGACUUUGUGGUGGGAGGCAGAACCUGGUCGUCCUGCCUGCCUUAUGGACGGAUGCCUUCCUGCCUUCGUUUGCUGUGGUUCGGCAGAUGCCGAUCUCAUGGAGUUGACAUUAUUGCUAUGUUGGACCGGUGCCAGGGUUUGGAAGUCGGGAGAGAGGCUGUUUAUCUCCCAUCCUGGCACGCUACAAUUGGUUUGUGGGUGCUGUGUACCCCCCUUUCCCCUGACAGUUGGAAUGGCUGCUGAUUCUGUGUAUGAUGACUUGGAAACCUGAUUAAAAUCAUACCGGAGACCGCUCCUCCCCU